UGGCCUCUUUUUCCUCCUCAUCCAUCCGCCUCUAGGGUUUCCUUGUUCUCCACGGUCCUCGUUGUAUCCGUGUUCUUUCUGCAAUAAUCUUCUGCCAGAAAAACUUCCUUGGCUUUGGAGGCGAGAGGAUCGGCAACAUAUAGGCGAAGCAGCAGCAGCAGACUCAGCAGGCUUUUAGAUCAUAUUGUUGAUGAAUUAAUGGAGUCAAAAGGUGGGAAAAAGUCUAGUAGUAGUAGUUCGUUACAGUACGAAGCUCCCCUCGGCUACAGCAUUGAAGACGUUCGACCACACGGGGGAAUCAAGAAGUUCCAAUCUGCUGCUUACUCCAACUGCGUGAGGAAGCCAUCCUACCCUGCCCCACUCUCUGCAAUUGGGUUCGAGGGGUUUGAGAAACGUUUAGAGAUCACCUUCUCUCAGGCAUCCAUCUUUGCUGACCCUCGUGGUCAAGGACUGCGUGCCCUUUCUCGGGCACAGAUUGACUCUGUUUUGGACUUGGCACGCUGCACCAUUGUGUCUCAGUUGGCCAAUGAGGAUUUUGAUUCCUAUGUUCUGUCUGAGUCGAGCCUCUUCAUCUACCCUUACAAGAUCAUUCUGAAGACUUGCGGGACUACUAAGCUCCUCCUUUCCAUUCCUAGAAUCCUUGAGCUUGCGGCAGAGCUUUCGCUCUCUCUUAUUUCUGCAAAGUACUCGCGGGGGACCUUUAUUUUCCCAAGUGCCCAGCCAUCACCACAUCGCAGCUUCCCUGAGGAAGUCAAUAUCCUGAAUGGCUUCUUUGGCAGUCUGAAAUCUGGUGGUAAUGCAUACGUUAUUACUGAUCCAUCAAUGCCAAACCGCAAAUGGCACAUCUACUAUGCUACUGAGAAGCCAGAGACGCCUAUGGUUACUUUGGAGAUGUGUAUGACUGGAUUGGACAAUGGCCGUGCAUCAAUUUUCUACAAGGACUCCAUUGCUACAUCUGCCAGUGAGAUGACAAAGCUCUCUGGGAUCUCUCAGAUCAUCCCUGAGAUGCAGAUUUGCGACUUUGAUUUUGAGCCAUGUGGUUACUCUAUGAAUGGGAUAUGUGGCCCUGCUCUCUCUACAAUUCAUGUAACACCGGAGGAUGGUUUCAGCUAUGCAAGCUAUGAAGCCAUGGGCAUCAAUCCUCAGUCCUCAUCAUACCAUGACUUGGUCGAGAGGGUCCUCACAUGCUUUGGCCCCUCUGAGUUCUCAGUUGCUGUCACCAUAUUUGGAGGAUGCGGGCAUGCCUCUUCUUGGGGAAAGAAAGUCGACAUAUGUGGCUAUACAUCCGGUGAAAUUAUAGAGCAGGUGCUGCCAGAUGGGGGAUUACUUGUUUACCAGACAUUUUCUGCUUCCCCAGUUUCUGCUGUCUCACCGAGGUCCAUCCUGCAUCACUGGGCGAGAGAUGACCAGGAGAUUGAAAAAGAUGAUGAAUGGUUUGUGAUGAUGAAGAGAGGAAAUGAUUAGACUGAGGUUUGGAGAAUGGGUCUCCUUUAAUUUCUCUUACUUAUUAGUAAAGCAGUCAGCCAGUAGUUUGUGGUUACUCCUUUGAGUCGUAUGCUAUGAUGCAAUGCCUUACAAUUCAUAAUCAAUGCUCUAGGUGGUUUGCUCCCAUGUCUUCCACAAUGAGCAUUGAGUAGUAGUCUGUCUCUUGAUCAUGUUCUUGUUGCUGUCAAUAAAAGUUCUUUAUCAAAACAAA
Messenger RNA from Zingiber officinale, 1696 nucleotides. Its product is annotated as S-adenosylmethionine decarboxylase proenzyme-like. The record is from RefSeq and is a predicted model, not a curated record. Bases 199 to 1464 code for a protein of 421 amino acids. Gene Ontology annotation, cellular component: cytosol. Lineage: Eukaryota; Viridiplantae; Streptophyta; Magnoliopsida; Zingiberales; Zingiberaceae. Gene Ontology annotation, biological process: spermidine biosynthetic process; spermine biosynthetic process. The transcript has 4 exons. Gene Ontology annotation, molecular function: adenosylmethionine decarboxylase activity.